This is a messenger RNA of Loxodonta africana (African savanna elephant), 1835 nucleotides long. RefSeq names its product chromosome 10 C14orf39 homolog (gene C10H14orf39). The transcript has 17 exons. Lineage: Eukaryota; Metazoa; Chordata; Mammalia; Proboscidea; Elephantidae. The coding region runs from base 1 to 1758 and encodes 585 amino acids. Gene Ontology annotation, cellular component: central element. The record is from RefSeq and is a predicted model, not a curated record. Gene Ontology annotation, biological process: oogenesis; meiotic DNA double-strand break processing involved in reciprocal meiotic recombination; spermatogenesis.
AUGAAUGACAGCCUAUUUGUCAGCUUGGACAGACUUUUGCUAGAAUUUGUUUUCCAGUAUGAUCAAGACAUAAGAACUAAAGAGGAUAUGGUUCAACGAAUUAAUAAAUGCUUUGAAGAUAUUAAAGAAAACAAAAAAAUUAUUUGUAAGAUACAUGAAACUAUAAAUACAACAGAUGAAGAAAUUGGUUAUUACUGUAAACAUAGUAAGGAGAUCAAAGACACCUGUACUAACUGGAAGCCAACAUGUGGUGUCUUUCAUAAACAUGAAGAUUAUAUGCAGAACCAAUUUACAGUUUAUCAAGAAACUGUUGAAAAAGACAAAAAAAUGUACCAUAGCUAUGUAUGCCAGUAUAAAGAUGUUUUGAAGCAAUACCAACUAAAAUAUUCAGAAGCACCUUUUUCACGUGAAUAUUAUGAGAAGAAAACAGAACAUGAAAAAAUUCAGAACAGAGUAUUGGCAUGCUCUGAACAACUAAAAAUGAAUGAAACUAUUUUUAUGGAAUUUCUAGUGCCUGCUCCCUUUCCAUCACUUACUAAAUGGACAUUACACAUGGUUAAUAUGAGAUGUAAAACACAAGAAAUUCUUAAACUUGCCAAUAAUUUUACCAGAAGCUCAUCCGAAUUGGAGAAAGAAGUAGAUGAAAUGGAAAUGGAAAUUAAUUACUUAAACCAGCAAAUUGCAAGACUUUACGAAACUAAGAAUCUUUCAGAAACUUUGAAAGAAAAGAAUAACAUUAUAGAAAAGAGAAAGGAAUUGAAAGAAAGAAUAUUUGAAAAAGAUGAACAGGGACUUGUAUUGGAGAAAAAACAUCAGAACAGUCAAUUAUUUCUUCCUUACGAAUCUCAGAAAUUCAUCAGACCAGUAAAGAUGCAUUCUUCAGAACUGAGAGUUACAGAUAAAAAAGAAGAAGGUUCUGUGAAACUCGCCAAUGUUGACUUCGGACAAAAAGAAAAUGAUAGACAGAUAUUUAAUGACUCUGCUGUGAAUAACCAUUCAAAGUGUUCACCUGUUCCAGCUAUUAAAAGUUUACAAAAUUUCAUGCAAUUCAGAUUGUUAACCCCACAGAAACAAUCAGAUUGUCAUCAGUGGUUUGAAAAAGGAGAUACAGAUGCUGAAUGUGGUGGUAAAGAGACAGUAAGAAAAUUAAGGGAGUCAAAAUGUACUUCAAAAGCUAUAUAUUCAGAACACUUUGGGAAGCCAGUAGAAAAUAAAAAUAAUGAAGUAGAAGAAAGAACUGAGAAUUUUCCAAAAACUCCUGAAAUUCCUCUAUCUUUAAGAACUCCUGAAGCUGUGAAAACACCUGAAUCUUUGGAAAAAUUGCAGUUUCCUAAAACACCCUCAUUUGAAAUUAACAGAAAUAGAAAUAUAGUACCUGAAAGUCAAACACAAAAGGAAUCCCCUGGAUAUUCUUUUCUAUCAAGUUAUACUUCUAGAUCACCUGGAUUGAAUUUAUUUGAUUCUUCUAUAUUUGAAUCAGAAAUCUCAUCAGAUCAGUUUAAUGAACGUUAUUCUGGAGCAAAUUUAAAUUCUCUUUCAUCACAACAAGAAAUUGGAAACUUAUUUGGGAAAUCAGAAGGAGAAGAUGCUUUUACAUUUACUUUUCCAUCAGACUCGUCAACUCAUACAUUUGUAGCUGGAAAAGAUGAUUUUAGUUUUCCGUUUUCAUUUGAACAGGAUCAAAAUGUCACAUAUUCUUCCUCUUUAAAAAGUUUUCCGUCUUCCUCACAAAAUACAACACAAUUUCCUUUUUUUUGAACUAGUUACUAAUUUCUUGAAUUAUUUUACUGUUCUUAAAUUAUUUGCAGUGUAAAUUUACAUUAUUAUUAAAACAU